AAUGCGUGAUAAAAUGAGGAAAUGGAGGGAAGAAAAUUAUCGUAACAGUGAGCAGAUAGUAGAAGUUGGAGAAGAGUUAAUUAAUGAAUAUGCAUCCAAGCUCGGGGAUGACAUUUGGAUAAUAUAUGAACAGGUGAUGAUUGCUGCCCUGGACUGCAGUCGAGAUGACUUGGCAUUGUUCUGCCUUCAAGAGCUAAGACGGCAGUUCCCUGGGAGCCAUAGAGUUAAGCGACUAACUGGCAUGAGAUUUGAAGCCAUGGAAAGGUAUGAUGAUGCUAUCCAGUUAUAUGACAGAAUUUUACAAGAAGAUUCAACCAACACAGCAGCAAGAAAGCGUAAGAUUGCCAUUCGGAAAGCCCAGGGGAAAAAUCUUGAGGCCAUCCGAGAGCUGAAUGAGUAUCUGGAACAAUUUGUUGGGGACCAAGAAGCUUGGCAUGAACUUGCAGAACUUUACAUCAAUGAACAUGACUAUGCAAAAGCAGCUUUCUGUUUGGAGGAACUUAUGAUGACUAAUCCACACAAUCACUUAUAUUGUCAACAGUAUGCUGAAGUUAAAUAUACCCAAGGUGGGCUUGAAAACCUUGAGCUAUCAAGAAAGUAUUUUGCACAAGCAUUGAAGCUAAACAACAGAAACAUGAGAGCUUUAUUUGGACUAUACAUGUCUGCCAGCCAUAUUGCUUCCAACCCAAAAGCAAGUGCGAAAAUGAAAAAAGACAAUAUGAAGUAUGCUAGUUGGGCAGCUAACCAAAUAAAUAGAGCUUACCAGUUUGCAGGUCACAGUAAAAAGGAGACUAAAUACUCUCUGAAGGCAGUGGAAGACAUGUUGGAAGCCCUGCAGAUCACUCAAUCAUAGGUUGUUAUGGAGUUAUAACAUUGAAUUUCACAACUCUGUGUUCAGCCUUUUAUGUCUUCUGAGUUAUUUAAGUACCCAGUGCUGUUAAAAGCAGUUCCAUUUUAAUUAGUUUAUGUGGCUAUCUUAAAUCAUAUGGUUUAUAAAAAUGAAAUAGCUUAUUUAUUAAUUCAGUGAAGAUGAUGAUGAAAUCCCACAGAAAUUAAUAAUUUAUCUCUCAAAGACAAAGAAAUUACAUUUAUUGCACAGCAACUCCUUUAGCUCCUUUAUGUACAGUAAUGAUUUUUUAAGUCAUAACCAGGUGUAGAAAUAAAAUUGCUAAAUGAUGAAUAAGUUUGGUUAUUUAUUGGGACAGCCUAUGGCAGCUUCAUAGUUUUACAUGUAGAUAAUUUUAUGUAAUGUAUUGUACUUCUUUAAUUAAAACAAAAAAACAUAAUCAAAUUUGACUCAGCAAUAUUUACCAAACAGACAGACAUGAGCCAUAAUGGUGCCUCAGCACAGCACAGUUUAUUGGUGAAUAAAGUUGACAUACAAGUUUUGUGUUAGAGCAUUUUUAAUAUGGCAGUCUGGAAAUGGAAGCAAUAUAUGUAUGGAGUUAGCUUUAGCUGGUACAGGGAUGUGCUUAAAUGGUGUGCUGGGGUCUUUGUGGGCUAAUGUCUACUAGUGCUUUUAAUCAUCUCUUUGGUACAUCUGCACACAUCCUUUUUAUCUGUACAAUUAGGGACAUUAUGGAAAGAAUGUAUGUUCCGCUGCGUGUAUUUAAAAUUGUCUCAGUAAAGCAAGUGAGUAAAAUCUGCGCUAGUUUUGUAUUUAGGGAAAUGCUAUAACACAUGGUUUAUACAUCAUUAAUUCAGUUUCUACUAAUUCCCAGUGUUUUUAAUUAAACUAUGCCAAUUUAGUCAUUUAGACAUAAUAUCUUCAAUUGGAAUUUCAGCAGUUGAUCUGCAGAACAAAAGUAAAUCAGCCAACAAAAAUUUCAAUUGGAAAUAGUCCAACACAGACUUUAUGUUGAACUUCGAAAUAAUGAAUAAUAGUUUCAUAUUUUCAAUUUCAUUUAAUAUAUACUUGCUAAAUUAAGAUAUAUGCACUAUAAACCCCUUUCUGGGAUCCUUAAAUUACUGGGAUCAUGCAAUGAGAUCAUAAUCUAUUUUUAUUAAAAAAAAAAAAAAGUUUCUGCCCCUUGUGGAUUCAAAG
Alligator sinensis (Chinese alligator) is the source of this 2044-nucleotide messenger RNA. RefSeq names its product ER membrane protein complex subunit 2 (gene EMC2). Gene Ontology annotation, molecular function: protein binding. Gene Ontology annotation, biological process: protein folding in endoplasmic reticulum. NCBI's taxonomy places the organism in Eukaryota, Metazoa, Chordata, Crocodylia, Alligatoridae. The record is from RefSeq and is a predicted model, not a curated record. The transcript is spliced from 10 exons. Gene Ontology annotation, cellular component: EMC complex. Bases 2 to 853 code for a protein of 283 amino acids.